CGGCGCUGUUGUUUAUGGAGCUUCGGGCGGGGGCUGCGUCCGCCGUCUCGCCCCCUGCCCGCCGCCCGGGCCAUGCCAUGCCACCCCAUCUGGGCGCCCAGCGGCUGCCGCCCCGCCUCGGACCCUGAAGCAGGAGGUGCGGGCGGCGGGGCCGGCGCGGGAGCCUGGGCGGCGGACCCAGUACUAUGGCUGUGUACUGCUAUGCGCUCAAUAGCCUGGUGAUCAUGAAUAGCGCCAACCAGGCGAAGAGCGGCGGCGGCGGCGGCCCCCGGCCCAGCGGCAGCGAGACGCCCCCGUCGCCCGGCAGGGUGGUGCUGAGCCCCGGCAGCGUUUUCAGCCCCGGGAGAGGCGCCCCUUUCCUCUUCCCUCCGGCCGAGUCCUUGUCGCCCGCGGAGCCCGGCAGCCCCGGGAGCUGGCAGAGAGGCCGGCGCAGGCUCCACAGUGGCAGCGGCAGCGGCGGCAGCGGCAGCAGCGUGGGCAGCCCUAGUUGGACAGGUCGCCCUCGAGGGGACGGGCAGCAGGUGGGACCCGCCGGGCUCCUCUCCCCUCUGGGGCCCGAGGAGGCCAAGAGGAAGCUGCGGCUCCUGCAGCGCGAGUUGCAGAACGUGCAGGUGAACCAGAAAGUGGGCUUGUUCGAGGCGCACAUCCAGGCGCAGAGCUCCGCGGCCCUUGCGCCCCGCAGCCCGCGCUUGGGCAGGGCGCGCUCGCCUUCCCCGUGCCCAUCCCGCAGCAGCAGCCAGCCCCCAGGACGCGUCCUGGCUCAGAUCGAGGAACGGAGGACCAAGUCCUGGGGGGACCAAUAUCUAGAGACUUCACAAACCGAUUCUGGGAGGACAACCGGGGCGCCCGGCCCGUGUCUCUCCAAGGACAAGGAGGCGGUGGCGCCUCUCCUCUUCCCAGCUGCUCCUUCAGAGCCUAGGGCUCAGGAUCCAGCUGCCUCGGUGAGAAGAGAGAAGCUGAACCCUGCCAGACCCCUCUGUGGCUCCCCUACGGCUGUGGAGGUUGACAAGAGGGUCGCCCCCUCUUUGGGGACGCAGAGCUGCCAAGCUCUGGUAGAACCUGCCGGAGACGUGCCCGCCAGAGCCCCAUGCCCCAAGCCACCCCGGGCACCCCACCCUGUCACGGUGGAGCCGUCGUCGUCGGAACAAGACUGUCAGCUUGGGGAUGCACGCCCCAGACAGGCCUCAGUGGAGAGUCAGGCUCGGUCUCCAGGCUCAGAGACAAGUCCAGCCCCAGAGAGGGAAGUGUCUCAGGGUGGUGAGCCCCCUGGGAAGGUGGAGGAAGGAAGUCUUUCCUGUGGAAUGCUGGGCUUCAGGGUACCUGUAACUGAGGAAAGGCCGGAGACCCCCACUGUGAAUGUACAGGAGUCUUCAGAGACCUUGGGAGGGUUCAGACCCUCUAAAGGCCUGAGCCAUGUAGACCCCAAGAGAACCCAGAGUGAAGCUUCAGUGGUCCCUGUGCCUAGGCAGCGCUACCAAAGCUUGCAGGAGGGAUCCCCCUCCCAGGACUUGCUUGGGGGCAGCCAGGCAGCACAGCCAGCAGCAGCAGCCCUGGAGGUGGAGAAGGGAAUUCCCUCUGGCAGAAUGCCCUGCUGGGAAACAGCAAAAGAUCUGGAACAACCUCAGUACCUGCCCAGGGAUGGAAUGGCUGUGCAGCCAGGGAGCACCAGGGCUUGGCCAGGUUCUGUGGAAAAAGCCAGUCUGACCUGGACGUGUGGCUCAGGCCUGCAGUCGGAGGAGAUGUGGGAAGGCCAGCGGCAGGACAGAGACUCGCACCCCAGUACAGAGCUGCUUUCUGCAGAUGAGAAGGACCGGCAUGCCCCGAGUGAGGCUUGCAUCUGCAGCAACAUACCUGCCGUCAUCAUUACAGACAUGGGUGCCCCAGAGCCAGGGCUCGCAGAGGAGGCACAGGGACCCCCGCCGGGUACCCUACCCCUGAGGAAGCUGUCUUCAUCCUCUGCCUCCUCCACUGGCUUCUCUUCCUCCUAUGAGGACUCGGAGGAGGACAUCUCCAGUGAUCCUGAGCGCUCCCUGGAUCCCAACUCAGUCUUUUUGCAUACCUUGGACCAGCAGAAACCCAGAGUGAGCAAAUCAUGGAGGAAAAUAAAGAACAUGGUGCACUGGUCUCCUUUUGUCAUGUCCUUCAAGAAGAAGUACCCCUGGAUCCAGUUGGCAGGACAUGCAGGGAGCUUCAAGGCAGCUGCCAAUGGCAGGAUCCUGAAGAAGCACUGUGAAUCGGAGCAGCGCUGCUUGGACCAGCUAAUGGCCGAUGUGCUGCGGCCCUACGUGCCCGCCUACCAUGGGGAUGUGGUCAAGGACGGCGAGCGCUAUAACCAGAUGGACGAUCUACUGGCUGACUUCGACUCACCGUGUGUGAUGGACUGCAAGAUGGGUGUAAGGACUUACCUGGAGGAGGAGCUCACCAAGGCCCGGAAGAAGCCCAGCCUCCGGAAAGACAUGUACCAGAAGAUGGUCGAGGUGGACCCUGAGGCCCCGACUGAGGAAGAAAAAGCGCAGCGGGCUGUGACUAAGCCUCGGUACAUGCAGUGGAGAGAGACCAUCAGCUCCACGGCCACCCUGGGCUUCAGGAUCGAGGGCAUCAAGAAAGAAGAUGGCUCCGUGAAUCGCGACUUCAAGAAAACCAAAACGAGGGAGCAGGUCACAGAGGCCUUCUGGGAGUUCACACAAGGGAACCCGAAUAUUUUGAUCGCCUACCGGGACCGGCUGAAGGAUAUUCGGGCCACUCUGGAGAUUUCUCCCUUUUUCAAGAGCCAUGAGGUCAUCGGCAGCUCGCUCCUCUUCAUCCACGACAAGAAGGAGCAGGCCAAGGUGUGGAUGAUCGACUUUGGGAAAACCACACCCCUGCCUGAGGGCCAGACCCUGCAGCACGAUGUGGCCUGGCAGGAGGGGAACCGGGAGGAUGGCUAUCUGUCGGGCCUGGACAACCUCAUCAGCAUUCUGGCAGAAAUGUGCACAGGGACCGUGCCCACCUGAGGCCGAGGCGACCCUGUGCACCCCCAGCCUCCUUCCCACCCCAUCCCAACUUCCUUUGUUUCUCUUCCUCAGUUCUCCCCCUUGCUGGCCCCAGAGCCUGCCCUCCCGAGCUGCACUACAGGACACGAAAUGGCUCUGGUCACUUUCCGGGUGCGGGGGCUGCCACUGCUUUUUGUAAAUAGGAUCCUCUCCCAGAAGAGACACCUCCAAGCCCCUAGGAUGCUUUUAGUGGGGUCACUGGUGUUCCCAUGUGGAAGAAGGGUGGUGGCCCUGGGAAGAACCUAAUCUCCAAGCCCAGCCUCUGAGCAGGCCAGUUAUGGGGGCCUGCUGCCACCUGGUGGCCAAGUUCACU
Messenger RNA from Suncus etruscus (white-toothed pygmy shrew), 3345 nucleotides. RefSeq names its product inositol-trisphosphate 3-kinase B (gene ITPKB). The record is from RefSeq and is a predicted model, not a curated record. The coding region runs from base 186 to 2993 and encodes 935 amino acids. Gene Ontology annotation, cellular component: nucleus; cytoplasm. Gene Ontology annotation, biological process: inositol phosphate biosynthetic process. The transcript is spliced from 7 exons. Gene Ontology annotation, molecular function: inositol-1,4,5-trisphosphate 3-kinase activity; inositol tetrakisphosphate kinase activity. NCBI's taxonomy places the organism in Eukaryota, Metazoa, Chordata, Mammalia, Eulipotyphla, Soricidae.